CCCACGGCCCUCAGGGAGCUCCUGAUCUGGCGUUGGGCGGGGGGGAGGGCAGACACAGUUCCAAAUCCCUGAGCAAGAGCAGCAGGGUAGGUAGAUAGUACUCAGAGGUCUAGGAAAGAAGCACAUAAAGAAGGCACAGAGGAGGGAGAGAGAGAACCCAACUUGUAGGAGGAGUCAGAAAGGACUUCCUGGAGGAGGGGGCAUUUGAGCUUCUUGAAGGCAUUCUUGAGGGUGUUUGGGAUAUGGGGUACUCUCUCAUACCCAAGAGUCUGGGUCCCCAGCCCCUCUUCCUCAGACCCAGGAGUCCAGGCCCCCAGUCCCCUCCUCCCCCAGACCAGUGAGUCAGGGCCCCAGCCCCCUCCCUCAAACCUAGGAGUUCUGGCCCCUAGCCCUUCCUCCCUCAGACCCAGGAGUCCAAACCCCCAGCCCCCUCCUCCUUCAGACCCAGAAGCCACAGCCUUCAGCCCUUCCCCCUCCCUCUGGAGGUGCCAUGGCAACCAGGUCACCUGCCCACCUUCCCCUCCCCCAUAUAGAACCCAGUUUCUGUUUGAAUCUUACCUGUUUCUAACCAGUUCCUGUGUGAGACAGGGAUGAGCGGAGGGCAAGUGGGAACAGAAAGGGGAUGACAGGGGAGAGGGGGCGGCUAAAGGAGGUGGAAGAGGCAGAUAUAACAGAAGAGACAUGGGGAAAGAGAAGAAAAGGAGACUGGAUAGAGACGGGGAGAACCUUAGGGAGAAUGAUCGAUCUAGAGGGGGUGAUAGGGUUAGAGAGAGGCACAGAAAUAUGAAGAGAGGGAGGGAAGGGGGCUUGAGGAGAUGUUGGGGAAACUGACAGAGACUGGGGUGAUGCAGCGAGGGAAGGGGAGCGAAAUGGGGAGGAAGGGAAUAGAGAAAUCAUAUGAGAGUGGAGGAGAGAUGGUGAGAGAAAGGGGAGGUAGGGGAAGAGAGAUGGGGAGAGAGUGGGAGGGCAGGGCUGAGAGACAGAAAGGUGGGCAGAAGGGUGGAGAGAGAAUGAGGAACAGAGAUGGAAAGAAGAAGGUGGGAGGAGAGACUCUUCGGGACAGGGAGUGAUAGGGGAAGAGACUGGACAACAUGGAAGAAGGGAUUGGGACGCACAGGGAGUCACUGAGGUUAGGAGAACCAGGAUCCCUAUCUGGUCUCAGCCUUCCAGUUCAGCCAUAUUGUUGUCCCAGGGCUUCAAAGAGAAGGAGGAAGUAUCAUCGGGGAAAAGAAGCUGGGGUGGGUGACCCAGUCAGAGCUCUUGUCCCCACCCACCUGAGACAUCCCCCACCCACCUUCCCAGGAUGCAGCCAGAGGUGGAGCCUCUGCGUUCCUCCACCAUGGGGAAUCCCAGCAUACACAGAGAGGCAGGAGCCCUCCUUGUGGACCCUGAGACUCCAGAGGAGAUGCAGACUUGCUGCCUAAGCAGGCCCACCAAAUCCUCGAAGCAGCACCUGCGACAGGUCAUUGCAGAGUACGAGGCCCUGGACCGCGAGCUCCCAUGCAUCCGGAAGUUCCCCACACCGCCUGCUGCCCAGCCCCUGUGCCUCAGCAUGGAGACCUUGCCCGAGGCGGACUUUACCCACCUGGAUGUGUUGGAGGCGCUAGAGGCCGAGCUACCUGGGGCCAUGGAGAGCGGGCGCGUGAGCAGUAUCCGCUUUGAAAACAUGAAUGUCAUCUGUGGGACCGCAGGGCGCCGGGACCGGUGGCUCAUCACGGUCACUGACUUCCAGACUCGCUCGCGCCUGCUGCGCUCUGGGCUCAGUCCUCGCGGGCUCGCGCACCAGCUCGUGCGACACGACGAGCUGCUGCUGGGCGAUUACCGCCUGCACCUGCGUCGCUCUCUGGCCCGACGGCGCAUGCUCGAGGCCCUGGGGGCGGAGCCGAACGAGGAAGACUGACGCGUGGGGGCGGGCCCUGGCUGCGCUAGCACACCGCCCCGCUGGCUUCGGCGACUCCACCCCUGCCCAGGAAGAAAAGGGGCGUGGCCUACCCAGGAAGGAGGCGUGGCCGGCUCAAGGGGGUGGAUACUGUGAGUUUAAUUAUAAAGAAUGACCUGGUACAAAAGCCAUUUCUCUCUGCAAAAUCUUGGUGGGGAGUCAGGGGGAGGAAGGUGAUGGGAGGUAGGGACGAACCCCCAUAUUAUAAUGCCGACUCUCUAAUCUUCCCCCAGCCCCUGCAAUGGACACGUGGGUCCUCGUCCCUUGAGGGGUAAACUGAGGCCCGAGAGAGGGAAGAUCUGGGCGCUGGGGCUUUCCAAGAGUGCCCACCACUGUCUCAGCGAGAACCAGACGUCCUGACCCGCCCCCCUCUUCUUCCCUCUCCCGCCCUCCCUUGGAAGACAAUUUUUGGGCUUUUAUUUCAGGGUUUUUUCCAGGAUUUUUUGUGUUCUAGGUUUUUUUUUUUUAAUAUUCUUCUUUUGUUAUUGUUCCUCUUUUUGCUGUGUCUCCUCACUGCCCCGCGC
Loxodonta africana (African savanna elephant) is the source of this 2463-nucleotide messenger RNA. It is a transcript of the gene C11H19orf81, whose product is annotated as chromosome 11 C19orf81 homolog. The transcript is spliced from 5 exons. Lineage: Eukaryota; Metazoa; Chordata; Mammalia; Proboscidea; Elephantidae. The coding region runs from base 1304 to 1900 and encodes 198 amino acids. The record is from RefSeq and is a predicted model, not a curated record.